AUGGCCUCGAAAUCUCCUGUCCCAUUAGAUAGCGAUGGCUUUCCGGUUGUCACAUCGCCGAUUACAGGAAACCGUCGGGGCUAUACCGAGAUAGUCCAUCCCUGGUGUGGGGGCACCACGUUACGGGAGGUUCUUCUUCAGGGUGGUUCCGCCCUUGAAGAUGCUAGAAAGCUGGCAAAGGAGACCCAGCUCGUCAAAAAGAUCCUGGAAGCAAGACGGAGGAGUGAGAUUCGAGCAGCCACGGAAACCAGUGAGCAACGCCAGGAGAGACUCAGGAGACAUGCGCUUGUCCAGAAUCCCCUAGCGGAUGAACAACGAGGGGAGGAUUCCGCGAAGCAAAGCGAAUACUAUAGGAAUAAGCCACGGGUUAAGCCAGUGACGGAAAAACAACGGCCGAGGAAACGCGAAACAGCUAGUGAUAGAAAGAGGCGAGAAACUGCAUCCUCGACCAAAGAACGAAAACGAAAGCAAAACGAAUAUAUGAGGAAGCGAUAUGCAGCCAAUCCAAAGACGGACGAGGAAUAUUAUCGAAAGAGGCUAGCAGCUAAGCCCCGGACAAAGGAACAACGACGGGAAGACAGCGCCCGGGCAAAGAAGAAGCGAGCAGCCAAAAUGCUGCUGCUCCAUGACUCAAUGGUUCCUGCCUUUCGAAGACAUCACGAUACGAACGCAAUGUCACCGAGCAUUGGCUCGUAG
This is a messenger RNA of Letharia lupina, 696 nucleotides long. RefSeq lists its product as uncharacterized. Lineage: Eukaryota; Fungi; Ascomycota; Lecanoromycetes; Lecanorales; Parmeliaceae. The transcript has 3 exons. The coding region runs from base 1 to 696 and encodes 231 amino acids. The record is from RefSeq and is a predicted model, not a curated record.